This is a messenger RNA of Candidozyma haemuli, 2391 nucleotides long. RefSeq lists its product as uncharacterized. The transcript has a single exon. Lineage: Eukaryota; Fungi; Ascomycota; Pichiomycetes; Serinales; Metschnikowiaceae. The coding region runs from base 1 to 2391 and encodes 796 amino acids. The record is from RefSeq and is a predicted model, not a curated record.
AUGCUUCUAGCGUUGAACCCCAUCAAGUCCCUUGCCCUGCGGUACCAUAAACUGGUCUACUUGAACCUUCGAAUCCUAUAUUUCAAGUACAUGUCGGCAGAUCUCCAGCUCGACACCAGCCAUGGCUUCCAACAGACCCUCGAGGAGAUCUCCGCCGAGAAACUCGGCGACAACGCCUCUCCUGACUUGUUCUUUAUUAAACCUAACUACAUUCCCAACACGGCUGUCCAAAUACCGUCCUAUUACGGUCUGGACGAGAAACCCAUCGUUCAGCCGUUUGACCCGCGGUUCACCAUCGCCGCGUAUCUCCACUGGAUCCGCUCAAAUCCAGAUAAGCCUGUCCCUUUCCACUGGUCUGACUGGGUCGAUUUGAAGGAUCUUAAUAAAUAUAUUCUUUUACCAGAGAAUGUCAAGCCAAACUGCACGGAAAUCUAUGACAUCUCUAGAAAUAAGAAGGUUCUUAAGGGUUCCAUAGCAAGACCCGUUGAACAGUACUGCCACGACGAUACUCAGUAUCCUUUGGGUUACAGAGUGAGUCGGUUUCCUCAUGCUCAGACUAGAGAAAACAUGAGGAUGUUGGGCAAGUCUUUCCUUUACUCUGGGUUUGCCAGUCCAACGAAGUUGGUCUUUUUGACCAAUGACGCGGGGUCCUACAUUGUCGACGUCAACGACCAUGAGAAUAAUAACUACAAAAAUUCCCUUUUGUUUAAUGGUAUGGUUGAGGAUGUUUUGCCUGAUGUGCAAGCUAGAUCUUUCGAUGUACUCACGGCGUACAACCAGCUUCUCGAGGCAAGACCACCUUCAAAUGCCGAUGGUGUUAUGAGAGACUCUGUCAUUCAUCUUGAGCAGGAAAUGUUCGACGUGGAUGCCAAGGAGGCCAUCAACGAACUCCAGUUGAUGGACCACAAAUCUGUCAUGGACAAAAAGUACCUUGAUUGCCUUCUUUAUUCGACUGGCACAUCAGCACCAGUCAAGUAUUUCGAUGAGGCCAAGUUGGUUAAUUCGGAUACAUCCAAGAUCUUUGGCGAGCACCAUGACUGGAGAUUCUUUGAUGGUCUUACCAUCAACUCUGACAGACAGGUGCUUGUUUUGCAUAGACUCAUCAAGAACUACCUCCAGUUCUGUAAAUCACAUGGUCUUGUGACGUGGAUCGCACACGGCUCUUUGCUUUCAUGGUACUGGAACGGUAUGGCUUUCCCUUGGGAUGCUGAUACUGAUGCCCAGAUGCCAAUUAGAGAUCUCCACAGACUAGGAAGAGAAUUCAACCAAACUCUUGUGGUAGAGAAUGUUGGUGUCGAUGGAGUCGGUGACCAGACGGAUUUCAAUGGUUUGGGCCUGUUCUUCAUCGAUGUCGGCUCUAGUAUCACUCAUCGUGAACGUGGCAACGGUAUGAAUAACAUUGACGCACGUUUCAUUGAUGUUACUACUGGAUUGUAUGUGGAUAUCACUGGUCUCGCAGUUAGUAACGAGACGGCUCCAUCCAGAUACGAUUACAGACUCAAUUUGGAUAAGGACAAGAAGAAAAUCAGCGCUAAGAGCGGUCUGACAUUCGUUGACAAUACUUUGAAGCAGGUCUAUAACUGCAGAAACCGUCAUUUCAGCUCAUUGCAAGAAUUAUCGCCACUCAUUAUCCUGGGAGUUCAAAAUCAACUUGGUUACGUUCCUCUGAACUUUGGAUUGCUUCUUGACCAAGAGUAUCACGUCAAGGGCUUCUUGCAAACAAACUUCCAGGACUACUUCUAUUUGAGAAACCUUCGUAUUUGGGUGAACAAUAGAAUCGUCACUGAAUACCUCAAGAAUAAGCCAAAAUGGCUCGAGGAUAACUCAAGCGGUAUUGGUAAACGUGCUGUCAAUGACGACGAAGCCAACAAGAUCGAGAAAUUCAAUGAAGAAGAUCACAAGAAUCUCCUUAAGCAUGAAUGGAUCUUUAGAGAAUACAUUCUGACUAAAGAGUUCACUGGAUUCCACGAGGAGCAGAUGAAGCAUCUCUUACGGAAUCGUAUGGAGCAGUAUGUGGAGGGUGUUAACCGUUUUUCCGAAUCCAAGACCGUCAACCAUCCUCUUUGGGCUGACACUUUUAUGCAUCACAUUCACGUCAACAACAUUCAAUUCGAGGAUGAAGUAAACAAGCUACUCGAGCUCAGCAAGGCUUACGAAGCUGAGGCUAAGCAGGAGGUUGUUGAGAAGGCAGAGUCCGAGCAGAAUGACGGUAAUGAGGAUAAGGAGACCGCCGAGCUUGUAAACUUGUCUGGAGAAGGCUUCGAAGAGCUCCAAGACUCAUCUGAUGAGGGCGAAGCCAAGGAUACAUCUUCAGGUCAAGGUAGCCAAGACGGGUCGCAGAACGGUGACGGCGGCAUUCAGGAAGUUGCCGAGGAAGCAUCUAAUGAAUAA